AUGAUGGCUCGCCGCAAAGCUUCGUCGCCUCCAUCGGGAGAAUCCGCCCCACGACGCCGUCGCCUUCUCCGUGGAGUUCGUCCUCGUUCAUCAUCCUCUGAAGACGAUGUCGUUUUCACACCUGCGCCCCGCUCGGUUUCGCCGGAAUGGGAGGGAUUUCCAUCCUCUCCUGCUUCGGCGGAGCCGGACGGAGUCGAAUCGCCCUCUCCGGACGUGUCUGGUAAGUCCGGUGCGUUUAUGUAA
Aspergillus tanneri is the source of this 243-nucleotide messenger RNA. RefSeq lists its product as uncharacterized. NCBI's taxonomy places the organism in Eukaryota, Fungi, Ascomycota, Eurotiomycetes, Eurotiales, Aspergillaceae. The transcript is spliced from 2 exons. Bases 1 to 243 code for a protein of 80 amino acids. The record is from RefSeq and is a predicted model, not a curated record.